Molecule: messenger RNA, 2569 nt
Organism: Chaetomium fimeti
Lineage: Eukaryota; Fungi; Ascomycota; Sordariomycetes; Sordariales; Chaetomiaceae
Exons: 1
Coding region: 272-2368 (698 amino acids)
Source: RefSeq, a predicted model, not a curated record
CCUCAAUUGAGACGACGACAACGCGACGAAUAACACCCGUCCUAAAACCGACAUCACGAGAUUAGUUGACCAUCGUUGGUUUUGGUCAAUGGGAGACUGCUGGUGAUUUCCAACUUCAAAAUUAUCAUGGCUCUUUUCUGUGGCAACUCAUUCUAGCCUCGGAUCCAUGACGACGGCGUCUCUGGCGUCAAAAAUCAAAAAUCAAAAACCGAGAUCCAGGAUACGUUUCAGCAUCAACGGCAUUUCCUCGGCGAUGAGAUAGUGGGUGGCUAUGGCGAGGGCUAGUAGCACUGCCGCUUUGGGAGAAUGCACUACCUGGUCUCCCGGCCAUCUCACCAGUGAGACAAGAAUACCCCGUCGAUAUCUCCAACCCCCUUCAGACCAGCGCGAGUUACUCGAUCGCCCAGACGCUUGGCUUGUGAGGGGCUUUCCCAAUGUACCGCCAAGUGUACUGGAGGACGUGAGGGCACAAUAUGUCAAGGAAUCUCGGGCUCCCUCUCGGGCGGAGGGAGAAGCAUUGUCCUCACAACCCGUCUCUCCCGCUUCGACUAAGAGGGAGGAAGCAUUCUCAUCGCAGCCUGCAUCCCCGGCACAGAGUGCCACACCGCACAUCGACCCGAGUAAGCCUUCGGUUGAGGAUCAGGAAAGUAGUGAGCCCGGCACCCCUAUACCAUGGUCGCAGUCUCCCUCACGGCAUACCCGCGGGCUAGGUCAGCAGAGAGAAGAACUGGAGACAACUGCGAGUACCACACACCGGCAUUCAUCUGCUCAGCACAGCUCUAUAGCUGCUGGCAACAAUUUAUCCCGGGCGAGAUUCUUAACGGACUUCCCUCCCAGCAGUAGCGCCACAUCUGAUCAGGGGUUGGAGAUCAAGAUCCCCCAAGCUGUUACCGAGGUCCUAGCGCCGGUGAACCGACAACCUGUCGCUGCUCUUGAGCCCACUCCGCCCUCUGCCCAAAUAAUACCUUGCACCAUUACCGAGAAGCCCAGUCUUGCGCAAGCGCCCCAAGCGCCCCAAGCGGAACGCCGUCGACGUAUGAAACCUGUCGUCAUCCCCAGCCCCGAACCAGUCAAGCACAAACACGCUUCAAGGUUAACGCUUCCCAACACCCGCGCCGAUGUCCUGCUUCGGUCGUCUAGCCCAGUUGUUAGCUCGUCACCCCCGCCACUGCCGACGGUUCCCCAUCGGCCUGCGGAGACACCGUCUGUUACGCUGCCAGUGGGAGAUCAACAUAUCCCAGCACCAGAGAACGUGCCGGAGGUUGUUGCUGCUACAUCGCAGCUAGCGGCAAAUCAAGGAUCCAGCAAUUCUACGGACAAGCCACCGCCAAACGGGCCUUCGUCGCAGGUCCCGUACACCGCCUUCACCGUGGCCUAUCCAGGUUACAGAGGCAGUCUUAGAACAUUCAUCUGCGGCGUUCUGUGCAUCUUGCCGCUUCAAAAAGACAGAGCCCUCCCCGAGUUUCUCUAUGACGACUUUGUCCGAGUAUUCUCGACGGACUUUCUCAAAUACAUCGACAGCCUGGACGAGGAUGCACACCCCCUUUCGGCAAUCCAGUUCUACAAUGAGAACGUGUCGAGGCCCCUUUACACCAAAGGCGUCCUUAGUAAGGACAGCAUCAAAGAUGUUCCCAACAAGUAUCCGGAUAAGUCACGCGCCAUUCAGCGAGCCCUCAAGAAAUCCGAUACUGAAGUCCGCAGGCAGUCGACCCAGCAAGCAUCGGACAGGAUGUCCGCCGGCGAGAAAAUGGUGCAGUCGCCGGCCGUACCAACGGACACAAGUCAUCCACUGCCACAACACAGCCCCCUCAGCCCGGCUUCCGUGACAAACCCCGAAUCUGCGACUCGGGAAGUUUCGCCGCCCCCAGGCCCCAUCCACUCCACUAUGCAAAUGCGGCCCUUGCAGGAGCACCGAGUGACCAGUGCGCCGCUGGCAGCUAGCCCGGACACUUCUGGAUGUUCCUCGGUCCGCCAACGCCGUACUCCGGCUGAAAUAUCAGCCAGCAUGGCAAACACCUCUGCCACCGGGCUCGAGGUUUUGCGGACCCAGGUCGACUCUUCGCCGCCAAACAUCCAGCCUUCACCCACGCCGCCAAAGGUAACCACGAUCAAGUUACCGGUGGCGAGCACAUUUCCUAGCAAUGUGCUCUCUCAGAUCAGCAACCCCGAUAGCAUACCGGAAACGGUACUCAAGCGCAGAGCUGCACCCCGGGCUUCUGUAGGGUCGUCGACAGCGGAAUCUGGUGGCGGGUUCAAGCGACAAAAAACGGCGACAGAGGACGCAGACAAGCGAGCUCUGCGGUUCAGGAAGUUUUUGAUGCAAAAGAGGACGCAGAGCUCCGCCCCUGAACGGCUGACACCACAAUAAUCGAAAUACUGGGAGACAUAUUGCAUUGGGCUGGGUUGGGGAGGGAUUGGUAAUGACUUGAUACCCAUCUCCAGGGGGGAGGACAAUGACAGAACAACAAAAUGGCGCGAUUCAUAGUUCUGUUGCCCGCAAAGAUAGGAUGGGUUUUGUAUGCCUUACACAAGCACAUCUUCAUAAUACAGUAUACAAUACUACGAGACA